AUGUUCAUGAAGAGUUCGUUUCUCCGCCAGUUCAGGAAAGAAGAAACUUCAUUGCAUCCGGUUGGAUUCUCAGAGCCGUCUCAAAUCGACACUAAAAAGCCGUCCUCCUUGAUUUGGAAAGGGCUGGAAGAUGGAAACGCAAGUUCAACCUGUGAUUUAGAUGACGAUGACUAUUUUGAGAGUGAUCAGUUUAUCUCUUCUAAUGAGGCCAACUUGUCUACAUCUUCAAAAACCAACUGGAGUGAUAAUAAAUGGAGCAAAAUGCUUAAAUUUGGUGAUGAAUCCAAGAAAAGAGAUACAGUUCAGUUUACUCCAGAAUCACCUAAGAUAAUCAAUUUGCGAAAUGCGUCGCAGAAACCACACGUUAACAAGCCUAUCAUUUCUUUAGAUAGUUUCGAUCACGCUAGACCCCAUUCUCCACUAGAUGGCAUGGCAGUUCCGAAAAAAGCUCCAGAAUCGCCAAUGUUGAAUUUUCUCAGCAAAAAACCUAGUGCCACUUUUAUGCAAUCACCAGACGCACAUAAUGUCUCAACCAGCUCUGAGGAUUCUAUUUACUUCCAUCAAGCCUCCAAAAUAUGUCAAGAUUAUGCGGGAGAGGUGAAGACCCACCUUGACAAAGUUCAUGAUAAAGCAGUCACUGAGUUUUCAGUUGAAGAUAAAUCAGACACAUUAUGCGACAAUCUCAAAUUUCUGUACAAGCGCUUAAGACAAGAGGCGGAAAAUCUUGAGACAUGGAAGUGUUGUACCAUAUCAAAAUUAGAGGAAAAAUGUCUAGAUUUGCAGUCCUAUGAAUCACUUGUUGAAAACUUGCGAAAGGCAAACCUUGAGCUACAAAUGAAUAUGGAAACCGUUAGUUUAAAAUAUAAAGAUGAGCUAGCUGUAAGAGAAAAAUUGGCUGAACAGUUUUCAGCCAUCAAGCAGCAGUGCACAACAUUGGAGCUCAAAACCGAAAAAUUAAUAGAGGCAAAUCUAACAAUUAAGAGCAAGUUUUGUCAGUCGGAAAUCGUACAUAGUUCUCUCCUGUCUAUAUUUAAGACGAUAAAAGACAACUUCAUCGAGCAGUCGAACAAAUGUUUAGAUAAAUUUAAAGAAUCAGAAAAAUUAGUUGCAGGUAAGAUAUUGGAUCUGGAAACACUACAAAAAUCGAAUAUUGCAAUGGACGAAAAAAACGAAAUAUUGAAAGAUGAGCUUCUUCAUUGGCAACAAAAGCAUCACAACGAUAUAGUUCAGCUACAAACUGAGAUUGAUCAGCUUAGCACUGAAAAUAUUGAGCUUAAGGAGUUGGAGAAAACCUUAAUGUGCACCAACGAGAAAAAUUUGUCGCUGAUUAGACUCCUGGAAGAUGCUAUAGCAGAGGAAAAAAUAAAUAGAGAAAACGCCGAAUAUAUGCUGAAAAAUAACAGUAAAGAAACUGAUGAGCUCAGAGAUUUAGUUGAAAAGAUUAGAGACAAGAAUGUAUACGUAUUAGAAAUGUUAAAUACUCUUGACAAAAAGUUCAUCCAUCUUGAAAACCAGACAACAACGUUACGAAGCCACUUUAAAUGUUUUACUAACAGAAUAGAAAACAUAAUAGCUAAUUUAACUUCAUUUCAGAUUCGACAAAGAAACGGCAGAGAAGAAAUAGUCAUUAAUCUAAAAGAUGAACAGCAAAACAUCAGAAAGUUAGUCCAGAAAAUGAACGAAAGAUCGAUUGUUAUCCACAAGUUCGAAUCAAGCCUGUAUCACACAUGCGUUGAUUUAGUAAUGGAAAGUGAAAUCUCGAAGAUCGACAGAGAAAACCUAGUAAACCUAAACAGGAAGGUCUUUGAGUUGGAGAAAGAAAUAGAAUUUUACCAUAUAAGUGAAAAUGCUCUGAGAGAUGCACUGAAAAAAUGUCAGAUCCAAAAUGAAAAAUUGCAAAUUAACAACGGCUCUUUACACACGCAGCUAAAUUGUGAAAGCCGAAAUUGUGCAAAAGCUAAUGAGAAUUGUUUAAAAGCUGAAGCUUUGGUCAAGCAUUUAGAAGAUAAAAAGCUAAAUGAAUCCAUGAAUCUUAUAGAAAAGCUUAGAGAACAGACCAAAGAACUGAAUCAGGAAAAGAAGGAAGUUCUAAAGAAGCUCAUGAAAAAAGAGCAAGAACUUAAGAAGCUGGAAGUAAAAGCAAUAAAUCAAAAUAUGGCCGAAACGCCUACUAAAACCCCAAAGAGUAUAUUGAAACAACCAGGUUCAGCUACCAAGCGUAGGAGAGUGUUUUUCGCUUCCCCUGAUUAUGGAAGCCUGAUGAACAACCAGAAAGAGCCAAGCUAUCAGAAUCAAGAAUGUGAGUUUCCAUUGCUUAAGAAAUUGAGCCCAUUUACAAUGAAUACACCUACAAUUCAAAACCUUCAAACACUUGACAAAGUGACUAAUAUUCGGAAAACACCACGAAAAACUGGCCGUCAAAUCACAGAAGAAUUUUACAAGGUGGAUACCGAAAAAUCUUGGUUUGACUGUGAACAAAUCUUCGGUUACGGGGCAGAAGAUUAA
This is a messenger RNA of Schistosoma mattheei, 2505 nucleotides long. The record is from the annotation of a GenBank genome assembly. Lineage: Eukaryota; Metazoa; Platyhelminthes; Trematoda; Strigeidida; Schistosomatidae.